This is a messenger RNA of Chara braunii, 886 nucleotides long. Lineage: Eukaryota; Viridiplantae; Streptophyta; Charophyceae; Charales; Characeae. The record is from the annotation of a GenBank genome assembly.
AAAACUUGAUGCCAGACGCAGAAAGUCCCUUACAGGCUCGAAGCACUGAGGUAAAUGGUGGAGUUGGGAGGGAUGGCGCCAUGCCUGAGGGUUGUUCAGCAGAAAAAUCAGUCAAUACACCAGAGGGCGCAUCGGAAAAGACACCAGUCAAUGUGCCAAAUGCAUCACCGCAGGGAGAACAUUGUGAUGUAGCACCACCGAAUGAGAACCUCGCAGAAAACAGGAAGCCACAACAGGUCCAAAGAGCUCAGCACAAGAGGGGAAGGAGAAGUAAAGCACCCAUAAUCGAUGACAGGACUGUGAUAAGCCAGGAGGAAUUCCAGGGGUGGAUGAGGAAUACAUCAGACAUACUGCGUGCCCGUCAAGGCCAAGCUGACACGAUCAGGGCUAACGCUCAUGCCCAACGGCUGAAAACCUGCUUCAGCUUGCCAUCAUCUUCAGACGUCGUCAGUUAUGAUCCUUAUGAAGGGAAAUUUGUGCCCAAAGUCUGCGCACAAAAAAUGGCUGUUCUUACACGACACUUGGAGUUGGAGCCGAGCGAUCCGGCGGGCUCUGCAACGAGGACACGCAAGCAACCAAGGGUGAACCAUAGCGAAGAAAAUAAGGAUGGCAAGGAAAACAGAGACCGGGAGGAGGAUGGAGCGGAGCAACCACAGCAGCGGCCUAGUUCUUUACAUGCAGAUGUGGAAAUGGAACAGCCCCCCGAGAUUGGUAAUCAGUACUCGCCAGAAAAAGUCCUGGGCCUGACUUAUCGUGCACUCAUUACAAACCGAGUACAAAAGAGCUAUUUGCCACUGCAGAAUGAUCAUGAAUGAGUGUGACGCUCUUGUUCUACCUGUUGGCUGACGUCAAUACGUUUGUUUGGUCUCAAGAGUCAAAACUUCGC